AAUUGAAAUGUUGAUAUCGUCGUCUGCUGGCUGUCUAGUGUCUGCUCAGCUGUAGCUGUACUCAACUAGGGAAUGUUUAAACCCCUCAAAUAUUUUUUACCGACAUAAUAUUUAACAACAGAAGCAGUUGAUUCGUUUGCUACCAUGAGUUCCUUUAAGACAAUGAUAAAAUUUAGUAAACACUUCUCAAGAUCUGCCUCGACCGCUGCUGAUGCCAGUUCCACAUUUUACUGUUACAAUAGAAACCCAAGAAACCUUGAAAAACUUAGAAUAGCCCACAAACCAGUUGGAUGGUUUCUUGAGAAACCUGGGAAGACAUAUUGGAACAAGUUAGUGGUAAAGACAAACCGAAGUGCUCGCAGUGUGACGGGAGAAGUAGUCCACAACUCAGGCACUGUUGUAGUCUCAGCCUCAACCAAGGAAUGGGCCCUGGCCAAGCAGUUGUACAGCUUGGGUGACACAGCUGCAUAUGUUAACUUGGCUCGAGUCCUGGCUCAGAGAUGUCAUGAAACCGGAAUCUCUGAAGUGGCUUGCUUUAUAGAGCGCAAACCUGACACUAAGGUGGAGGCUUUUCUACAAGAGCUUGAAAAGGAGGGUGUUACAUUGAGUGAACCUGAGGAAUACGAACAUCCCAGACCCACACAGCUGGUCAAGCCUGAGAAGCCAUGGGAAGUUUAUUAGUUUCUGUUUUUGUAAGUUAAAUUUAUAGUUAAAUAAAGUAAAUUGUUUUGUAA
This is a messenger RNA of Macrosteles quadrilineatus (aster leafhopper), 734 nucleotides long. RefSeq names its product 39S ribosomal protein L18, mitochondrial-like. Gene Ontology annotation, cellular component: mitochondrion; ribosome. Gene Ontology annotation, biological process: translation. The record is from RefSeq and is a predicted model, not a curated record. NCBI's taxonomy places the organism in Eukaryota, Metazoa, Arthropoda, Insecta, Hemiptera, Cicadellidae. Bases 145 to 681 code for a protein of 178 amino acids. The transcript is spliced from 5 exons. Gene Ontology annotation, molecular function: structural constituent of ribosome; 5S rRNA binding.